UCCGCGCCCGUCCGCAGCGCGCGGCCGGCAUGGCGACGCGGAGAAGCGCCCCGGGGGCGCGGGCGCGGGAGCGGGAGGGUCCUCAUGCCCCCGCCGCAGGAAGUGACCAGGUUCACUCCUGGAUGCUAGCCACCAGCCAGGCUUUGGGUACUGUGUGGAGACUAGCGAAGGGGUCAGUGGUGUUGGCAGCGGCUUGUCUGGUGGCCGCCCUUUGCUACUGCCGGAGGAUGCACUGUGAUUUAGGGCACUGGCUGAAAUGGUGGAUUGGCUAUCUGCAGAGAAAAUUCAAAAGGAACCUCAGCGUCGAGGCUGAGGUUGAUCUGCUCAGUUACUGCGCAAGAGAGUGGAAAGGAGAGACGCCGCGCGCCAAGCUGAUGAGGAAGGCUUACGAGGAGCUGUUUUGGCGGCAUCACAUCAAAUGUGUCCGACAAGUGAGGAGAGACAACUAUGAGGGACUGAGGUCAGUGCUGUUCCAGGUCUUCAGCCAGGGCCUCUCCUUUCCGUCCUGGAUGAAGGAGAAAGACAUCGUGAAGCUUCCUGAAAAACUGCUCUUUUCACAAGGUUGUAAUUGGAUCCAGCAAUACAGUUUUGGUCCUGAGAAGUAUACAGGCUCCAAUGUGUUUGGAAAAUUACGUAAAUGUGUGGAAUUAUUGAAAACACAGUGGGCUGAAUUUAGUGGAAUUAAAGAUUACCACAAGAGAGGAAGUAUGUGCAACAUCCUUUUUUCUGAUGUUCUUCUGGAAUAUAAACUAUAUGAAGCUUUAAAGUUUAUCAUGCUCUAUCAAGUCACUGAAGUUUAUGAACAAAUGAAGACUAACAAGGUCAUUCCCAGUCUUUUUCAACUCCUGUUUGCCCGGGAAACAUCAGCGGACCCUUUAAGCUUCAUGUUGAACCACCUGAAUCCUGUGGGCGACACAUGUGGACUGGAGCAGAUCGAUAUGUUUAUUCUUGGACACUCCCUUGAAAUAAAAAUCAAAGUGUUCAGACUGUUCAAGUUUAACUGCAGAGACUUCGAGGUCUGCUACCCAGACUUGCCGCCCAGGGAGUGGCCAGAGAUCUCCCUGCUGACGGAGAAUGACCGCCACUACCACGUUCCCGUCUUUUAAGUCUGGUGUGGACUGGGCACCAGCUCUCACCAGUGACAGCAGGCACACUUUCAAGGAAAGUCCAGUGGGAAAACCAAAGGUAGCGUUGCAGUCCCUGAAAGGCUGAGGACCUUCUUCUCUGGAGUGGCAGGUGCGCUGGACACAGGGCUGCGUGGAUGGCAUGUCUUUGUUUUCCAGCAAUUUCCUCCAGACCAGCCUCACUAAUAUUUGUGGGUUGAUGGUUUGACCUUGUUCAUAUGGGCUCUGGUCAUUUCACAUGUGGCAGGCUUUUCAGGGCACAAGGACCUGCAAAUUGGGCAGUACAACAGGAAAAAAUCGAGAAGAAAAGGGAAAAAGGACUAACAGGAAAGACUUUGCCUCUAACCUUGAUGUUCUCGUUAGGAACCUUGUCUUUGACUGAUUUUGGAUCUUCAUAAGUGUGGCCUUAUUUUAGAAGCAUUACCUUCCCCAGAAUCUUUAUGGUAUAUUGAUUUUUCUAGAACCACUUGAUUAACUGUAAAGUCAUGUGUGUGUUUGUGUGUGUGUGUGUGUGUACACACAUAUACACGUGUGUAUACGUUGUAUAGUUUUGUAUGUACAUAUAUGAACACAUACACAAAUAAUCACUACUUUGUAAUGUUGUACAAUUUGUUUUAUAUCGCUUUACGUUUUUUUGGUUACCUUUGCAUCUGGCCAGUCCAAUCUGUUUUAUAUGGGUAAAAAAGAUUAAUUCUGUAGGUUAAGGCAACUGAAUGACAAUUAUUGAACUAUUACAAAACAUUAAACUGUGGUGUAUUUAUUUACAUGUGUAUUUAACGUGUGGUAACUAGAAUCAUGCCGCCCCAACCCCCACCACAUCUAUGUCCUAAUCUCCAGAACCUGUGGAUACGUUGGGUUAAAUGGCAAAGAAGAAUCAGGUUGCAGGUGGAAUUAAGGUACUAAUCUGACCUGGAAAUGGGAAGGUUAUUCUGGGUUCUCUAGGUGGGCACAGUAUAAUUCCAAUGGUCCUUAAAAACGGGGACGAGGGAAUUGGAAGAAUGCCAAGGCCAAAGGGAAAUGUGAAAUACAGAACAGAGAGAGACAACAUUUCUGGCUUUGAAGAUGGAGGAAGGAGCCACGACCCAAGGAUUGGGGGUGGCCUCUGAAAACCAGAAAAGGCAAGAGAACAGAGUCUUCCCUAGAGCCUCCAGAUUUUAGCCCAGCGCAGCCUGUGUCAGAUCUCUAGCCCACAGAACUAGAAGAUAAUGCAUUUAUGUGGUUUAAGUCACUAGGUUUCUGGUAAUGUGUUAGAGCAACAGUUGACAACUAAUAAAUUCAAGCUAACUACUUUUUAGCCAUCUUUAUUUCAGAAAUAGUUUUCUAGUUUAUUUUGUUAAUCUUUAUUUUGAAGGUACUUUGCUGGUCUGUCUUGAAUUUCAAUAAAUACAAAAUAACUUUUAAAACCUUG
Messenger RNA from Neogale vison (American mink), 2532 nucleotides. RefSeq names its product OTU deubiquitinase with linear linkage specificity like (gene OTULINL). Gene Ontology annotation, cellular component: cytoplasm. NCBI's taxonomy places the organism in Eukaryota, Metazoa, Chordata, Mammalia, Carnivora, Mustelidae. The transcript has 8 exons. The coding region runs from base 30 to 1106 and encodes 358 amino acids. The record is from RefSeq and is a predicted model, not a curated record. Gene Ontology annotation, molecular function: cysteine-type deubiquitinase activity. Gene Ontology annotation, biological process: protein linear deubiquitination.